AUGCUGCCGUCCUUCCGCCGCUGGGUUCACUUCCGGCUCCUGUCUGCUAGCGGGGCAUACACCGCCGCUACAAGCGUGGCUGCUUUCUUGGGCAAUCGCAGUGCUCGAAAGGUGAUGGAGGUCGCUCAGAACACCUGUCGCUUCGUGGCCUGCGACAAAGUGACGCAGCAGGACAUGAUGAGCUCGAGCCCUGACCCUACGCUGCGACGCCUUUCUACUGCUUGCCGCCUGCAGGACAUCGAUGCAUUCCUGAGCCACAGCUGGCACGACCCACCUUUGGCCAAGUGGGAGGCACUCCAAGUUUGGCGAAGGUCUUUCAAGGCACAGCAUCAGCGCGAGCCGCGGCUCUGGAUUGACAAGUAUUGCAUCGACCAGGAAAACAUCGAAGCCAGCUUGAU
Molecule: messenger RNA, 398 nt
Organism: Symbiodinium necroappetens
Lineage: Eukaryota; Dinophyceae; Suessiales; Symbiodiniaceae
Source: the annotation of a GenBank genome assembly